Molecule: messenger RNA, 1596 nt
Organism: Durio zibethinus
Lineage: Eukaryota; Viridiplantae; Streptophyta; Magnoliopsida; Malvales; Malvaceae
Product: pyridoxal kinase-like
Biological process (GO): pyridoxal 5'-phosphate salvage
Cellular component (GO): cytosol
Molecular function (GO): pyridoxal kinase activity
Source: RefSeq, a predicted model, not a curated record
ACAAUGGCACCCACCAACUCCCCCCCAGUUGCACAUGAUACCAGUUUUCAGUGUAAAUUUCUUUGCCAUAAAAACAAAAUCUUGCUUUCCAACGUUCUGUUUUGCUUCUUCACUCUUCUCUAUCGGGCAUUUUCGGACAAAAAACCUAUAUUUCCCGUUGUCGAAGAUAGAGGAAGUCGGAAAUGGCGCCGCCUCCAAUUUUAUCCUUGACUCUUCCUUCGGAGACUGGUAGAGUUCUCAGCAUUCAAUCUCACACAGUCCAGGGAUAUGUUGGUAAUAAGUCAGCAGUCUUUCCUCUCCAACUAUUAGGCUAUGAUGUGGAUCCAAUCAAUUCAGUGCAGUUUUCAAACCACACAGGAUACCCAACAUUUAAAGGUCAGGUUUUGAAUGGACAACAACUAUGGGAUUUGAUAGAAGGCCUUGAAGCAAAUGAUUUAUUAUACUACACUCAUUUAUUAACAGGUUAUAUUGGUUCUGUUUCCUUUUUGAACAAAAUAUUGGAGGUUGUAGAUAAGCUUCGUUCUGUAAAUGCAAAUCUUACUUAUGUUUGUGAUCCAGUGAUGGGUGACGAAGGAAAGCUCUAUGUCCCUGAAGAUCUGGUAUCAGUAUAUCGUGAAAAGGUUGUCCCAGUGGCUUCAAUGUUGACUCCUAACCAGUUUGAAGCAGAGUUGUUGACUAAAUUGAGGAUUGUUUCCGAAACGGAUGGUCGGGAAGCUUGUAACAUUCUUCAUGCUGCUGGGCCUUCAAAGGUUGUGAUUACUGGCAUCGAUAUUGGAGGUAAUCUUCUUCUCAUUGGCAGUCAUCAGAAAGAUAAGGAACAUUCUCCUGAGCAAUUCAAGAUUGUGAUACCAAGAAUUCCUGCAUAUUUUACGGGAACAGGAGAUCUAAUGACUGCACUUCUACUAGGGUGGAGUAAUAAAUAUCCCGACAACCUUGACAAGGCAGCAGAGCUUGCAGUAUCAAGUUUGCAGGCACUUUUGCGGAGGACGGUGAAUGACUAUACAAGUGCUGGAUUUGAUUCUCAAUCAAGCAGUUUGGAGAUCCGGCUAAUUCAGAGCCAGGAUGACAUCCGCAACCCAAAAUUGACAUUUAAAGCUCACAAAUACACCUGAAUGCCAAUACCUGAUAGUGAUAUGUAUUGAAUUGUAAUAAUCCUCCUGUUGUUUUCCCAUUAGAGAUGUAUUGCUAUACAAAAUUUAUAGCAAUGUGCCAGAACUAAGGAGAAAUACAAAAUGGAUCGAUGAAGACUCUUGGAACUGCAAGUACCUUAGAAUUAUGUCACAAGAUAUUUUCAUUUUUGCUUCACACAUUCAAUUAUUCAUUCUUUGUUUCUUGCAUGUUCUAUCCACAUUUUGCAAGUCAAACGAAUGAUAUUAAUUUUGAUUUUGUCAAAAUAGCUAUCUUUGCCUUAAAAGAAUUAAUGAAUCUGAUGCAUUUUACUAUUUAGGUUUUUGAAGUUUACUAGGGCUAUUCAUAGAGGCCAUGGUCAACGUUCAUAUCUUAUAAGGUCCAAGGUAUAGGAAAAAGAAUUUUAUUUUGUUUUGUAGUCUUAUUAUUUGGAUUGUUCCUUAAAUGGGGUGCAUUUUAGAUUUUUCC